This is a messenger RNA of Ilex paraguariensis (yerba mate), 797 nucleotides long. Lineage: Eukaryota; Viridiplantae; Streptophyta; Magnoliopsida; Aquifoliales; Aquifoliaceae. The record is from the annotation of a GenBank genome assembly.
AUGGCGUAUUUAUCGAUAUUUGAAGGAGCUUUUGGGAUCAGAUUUGUGAUUGAUAGAGAAGAGUGCUUAUCUCAUGACGUUCAAUACGAUGGCGACAGUGUUCAUAUUUCUUUUGUCUUGAUUAAGGCCGAUGCUCUUUGGCGUCACGGCCAGGACGGUGUUGAUCUUGUGAUAAAGGGGCCUUCUGGGGAUCACAUUCAUGAUUUUCGCGACAAGACUAGUGAGAAAUACGAGUUCAUGGCUCAAAGAAAAGGCGUUUAUCGGUUUUGUUUUACGAACAAGUCUCCUUAUCAUGAAACUCUAGACUUUGAUGUACAUGCUGGCCAUUACAUAUACUAUGAUCAGCAUGCAAAGGAUGAGCAUUUCAAACCCUUACUGGAACAGAUCUCAAAGUUGGGGGAUGCUCUCCACAACAUCCAAUUUGAACAGCAUUGGCUUGAAGCUCAGACUGAUCGCCAGGCAUUAGUGAAUGAAGGAAUGGGCCGUCGAGCUGUGCAUAAGGCGAUGUUUGAAUCAGCAGCACUCAUCUCGGCUAGUGUCCUCCAGGUCUACCUCAUGCGGCGUCUGUUUGAACGAAAGCUAGGGACAUCCAGGGUUUAGUGUUACUGCUUGCCUUCCAUAAAUUUUUGGUUGUAACUUCCACUAAGCUUAAGUCUUUUUCCUCUGGUUUGGAUAGUUGUGUAGAACACUUCUACCAGUCAGUUGCCCAGCAUGGAAACAUGUACAUUACAAGCUUUUACUGAGUUUAUAAGAAACGUGACUGCACAAGCUGUUCAUGGAGGAGGUUAAAAUAUUAC